CUGGAUGCUGACAAUUAUGAGACUGACCCAGAAUUAGCAAAAAUUCGUAAGGAGAAGAACUAUUCUUGGAUGGAUAUAAUAACAAUAAGCAGAGAUAUGCUGCCAAAUUAUGAAGAGAAGAUAAAAAUAUUUUAUGAAGAGCACUUACACCUGGAUGAUGAGAUUCGCUACAUCCUGGAAGGAAGUGGAUAUUUUGAUGUUCGUGAUAAAGACGAUAAGUGGAUCCGGAUUGCUAUGGAGAAGGGCGACAUGAUCACACUUCCUGCUGGCAUCUAUCACCGAUUUGCACUGGAUGAAUCUAAUUAUGUCAAGGCAAUGAGACUGUUUGUUGGAGAACCAGUGUGGAUUGCUUACAACAGACCAGCUGACCAUUUUCCUGCUCGAGCACAGUACCAACAGUUUUUGUCACAAAUGGUACAAUAAACCAGUAGGACAUGAGGCAUGGAACCACCUGCAACAUCUGUAACAUUAAAAUGGCAAAGUGGUUAUGUUAACAGCAUCUGCAGGUGAUAAAUCUUUGAUUUCCCCUCUCUCAAAUAUGAAUUUUUAAUAUCAAAUUUUGUCCUUGGAUGAAUGGAUUUUUACUUACAAUAGUGAUUUAUGUAGUUUGCAGAUCUCAGUUGAGAAUAUCAAUCCUUGCUCCUCUUACAAGCAAUACUUACCUGAUUCAUUCCUGCAUUAACUGAAAGCAUUAUUAUUUUUGAUUGUUGCUUUAAUGUGGUAAUGAUAAUAAAAUAAUAUUCUAUCUUU
This is a messenger RNA of Pseudonaja textilis, 750 nucleotides long. The record is from RefSeq and is a predicted model, not a curated record. Lineage: Eukaryota; Metazoa; Chordata; Lepidosauria; Squamata; Elapidae.